Molecule: messenger RNA, 2191 nt
Organism: Olea europaea var. sylvestris
Lineage: Eukaryota; Viridiplantae; Streptophyta; Magnoliopsida; Lamiales; Oleaceae
Product: CHD3-type chromatin-remodeling factor PICKLE-like
Exons: 12
Coding region: 188-1939 (583 amino acids)
Biological process (GO): chromatin remodeling; negative regulation of transcription by RNA polymerase II
Cellular component (GO): chromatin; nucleus
Molecular function (GO): ATP hydrolysis activity; histone binding; chromatin binding
Source: RefSeq, a predicted model, not a curated record
GCUGAAGUGAAUUUCUCAGGUAGCAAAUUUUGAGUAUGUCGAUGAAGCUGAAGUGGCAGCAGAAGAGGAAGCAUCCAUUGCACCAACGGAAAGUAAAGUCUCAACAAACAGUUCUGAGAGAGCAAGCUACUGGGAGGAAUUGUUACGAGACAAAUAUGAAGUGCAGAAAGUUGAGGAAUUUAAUGCUAUGGGCAAGGGAAAGAGAAGCCGUAAACAGAUGGUAUCUGUUGAAGAAGAUGACCUUGCUGGUAUGGAAGAUGCAAGUUCUGAUGCGGAAGAUGAUAACUAUGAAGCUGAGUUGACUGAUGGCGAGACAGCUUCAAUUGGAACUGCAGCUGUGAGAAAACCUUACAGAAAGAGAUUCCGUGCGGACACUUGUGAACCACUUCCUUUGAUGGAAGGUGAAGGGAAAUCCUUCAGAGUACUUGGGUUUAAUCAAAAUCAAAGGGCUACAUUUGUCCAAAAUAUGAUGAGGUUUGGGGUUGGGGAAUAUGACUGGGCAGAGUUCGUACCGCGUCUAAAGCAGAAGAGUCACGAAGAGAUCAGAGAUUAUGGGAGGCUUUUCUUGUCACACAUAGCUGAAGACAUAACUGACUCACCAACAUUCUCAGAUGGUGUUCCCAAAGAGGGACUGAGAAUACAGGAUGUACUUGUUAGGAUAGCAAUCUUAAUGCUUAUCAGGGACAAAGUGAAGUCUUCACAAGAGGGAGGUUCGGCCCUUUUUGCAGAUGACCUUGUAUCUCGUUUCCCUGGAAUAAAAAUUGGAAAACUUUGGAAGGAGGAGCAUGACCAGAUUCUACUUAGAGCAGUAUUGAAACAUGGUUAUGGAAGAUGGCAAGCAAUUGUCGAUGACAAGGAAUUGAGAAUCCAGGAAGUGAUUUGUCAAGUACUGAAUCUUCCCUUCAUAAACUUACCUGCCCCUGGGGAUCUUCAAUCCCAAAUUUAUGCCUCAGGAGCUCCACAAAUGCAAUCUUCUUCAGUGACUCCUCAAACGCAGUCAGGAGUUUCUCAAGCACAAGAUCCUUCUCCAGAUAUCUUUCAAGCUCAAAAUGGUAUGAACAAGGCUGAAACUGGAACAUCUGGAAAUCAGGUGAAAGGAACCAAUGUUGAGAACGACCGGGGGCCAGAUGUUGCACAGGGAAUAACUAAUUCUGCAACCCAAUCACAAUCCGUCCAAGAUCAUUCUGUACUUUACAGUUUCAGAGAGAUGCAGAGAAGACAGGUUGAGUUUAUUAAGAAAAGGGUGCUGCUUUUGGAGAAAGUACUUAAUGCAGAAUACCAGAAAGAAUAUUUUGGUGAUGGAAUACCAAACGAGAUGCCAAAUGAUGAGACUGGACGCAAUGUUACACAUGCAACAAAUCCUGGUUUUGUGGAAUCAGAUGACCAAAUGAUUGACCAUUUGCCUCGAGCUGAAAUUAUUUUUCCUGAGGAAGUGUCGAAUGUUACUUGUGACAGCAAAUCAGACCGCUUCGGUAUGGUUCGGCUCUACAAUGAGAUGUGCAAAUUACUUACAGAAAAUGCCCAAGAUUCAGUUGCAGCUCAUAUAGCUAACAAUCCGGCUAGCUUGAAUUUGAGAAGAAAUCUUGCUCCACUGGAAGCGUUUAAUCAAGAGAUAAACCAUAUACUUUCACCAGCAUCCAGAGGAGAUGAGAAGGCGAAUGUUGAAAAACCAAGUUCCUCGUGUAUUCCCCGAGCAGAUGAUUUUGUUCAUGGAGUCGCGGCAGAUACUGGGAUGAAGUUAUCAGCUAUGGAUAUAGACCUUCCAACACAGGGUAAUCUGACAGAAUUGGCUUGUGAUGUUCAUAAUGCAGAACCAUCUACGGCUGAGAUUGAAUGUCCUUUGGAUUUAUCAAGUGGAAUUGCAGAUGUAGAAAUGGAGGCAAAGGACGACGAUAAUUGUAAUCUUAAGAUCAAUGUUGGGAUCGAUGGAAGCACAUAGAAAGUCAAAUUGUUUUGGAUGAUUCAAUCAUAUACAGAAUUGCUGAGAUACAUCCUAAGCAUGGAGAAUGAAGGGUAAUAGAACAAUAUAGUAAUUAAUAAUUACUGCAACUUAGAGAUUAUAGAAGAGUGUAGAUGACUUGGCAGAUUCCUGGUUAUUUAGUGUGUGAAUUGCAUUGUUAAAUUAAAAACUGGCUCUUUUUCCCCCCGAAAAAAAUGUUAUUAAUUGUUUUGUUUCCCAGUUUCUUCGGUU